AUGUGGGAGCUCCUCGAGCUCGCGGUCAAGAGCGCGUCGGCCAACGCGGCCACCUACGCGAGCGCCGUCCACGAAAAGGCGCAGACGAUUGCAGCUGCGGUGCAGGACGAAGCCUCGACGCUCGUGCAGCGCGUCCGGAGCGCCGCCCGCACUGGACCCGUGGACGACAUUUUGUACGAGGAGUUGGCCGCCUACCGCGAGUUCUCGAGCGCUUUUGCGCUCGAAGCGGUGGCCCGCGACAUUGCGCGCGUGACGAGCGAAGACGCAGAGGUCUGUUUGCUGCACGAAGCGGUUGUGCCGCUGGAGCUGAGCGAAGACGAGUUCUGGUGCCGCUACUUUUUCCGUCAGCAACAGGUGGCAGAGCAGGUGAAGCCGAAACGAGUUGCAAGUGACAGUGACAAGGCACUGGAGGGAGGAGAGCAGAGCUGUGGGGACUCGCGAGCGGACGGUUGGACUCGCAACGGGAAGCACAGCCCGGAGGACGACCCGCCACCGCGGUCAUAUUCCUGUUCUGUAGACCGACGAGGGGACCGGGGGGACCUCGGGCCAGUCGCACGGCUUUUGAGAGAAGCAGACGAGGCAGACCACAGUGCAGUUGCGCAGUGGCAGCAGAAAGCAAGGGACCUGCACUGUCAAUUGCAGGAGACCAAGCAGAGCUACGAUGCCAGGGAGCAAAAAGCGCGCAAGGAGUGGGACAAACAGCUCCAAGCGCUUUGCGAUACGUACGAGACAAGGAUGGCGGCAGUGGCCGCGCGAGUUGAUGCGGCCUGGACCGCAGGGUAUGACGAAGGAGCGCGCGCGAGUGACGGGGUUGGGCAGAGCGUGCGACAACAGGCGGAUCAGGACAUGGCACAGCUCCGAAGAGAGAUGUCGGAGCGUGUGCUCGAUACUGCGGCUGAUGAAAGAGUGGCUGCUUUGACAAACGAAAAGGAAGAUCUGCAAAGGGAAUUGCAAGCUGCACGUGAGCGGAUUGCCGAGCAAGGAAAGCAAGACGAGUUGCUGGCGGAAAAGACGCAAGGUGCAGCGCUUGCCGAUGUGACGAAAGAACGGGACGUGUGGCGGGCGAGAGCCGUCAAGAUGAAGAAACUCAAAGACCUCGUGCAGACUGAACUCACGACGUUGCGUCAGCAGCGCGACGUGGGUGCUGAAACUGCGUCGAUAGGGUCUCAUUUAUCCGCGACUGUUGUGCAAUUCAGCCACUCGGACGAUCACGGCAAACUGCAGACUCGAAUGAACGAGCUGCAAGUGCAGCUAGCAAAUGCUUUGGCCGAUUCUGAAGCUCGAGCUCGCGAAGCAUAUGAAAAAGGUGUUGAGGCUGGCAAGAUUGAAGCCGAACAACGGGAAAAGCAAGUCCGAGAUGUCGCGUUCCGGGAGGGAUACAAGAAGGCGCAAGCUGAAGUCAAGAGUGAAAUGGGUGUACUAAAGGCUGAGCUCGGAAUGUUCCGAGCUUUUCACGAGAGUGCGAUUCAUUGUGCCGAUCAUGUGGACGGAAACGCAGAAAACCUGCUUGAUAAUUCGCUAGACGACAUUUUGCUUGCCGACGGACAAUCUCUGUGCUCACCAACGUCGUCCGUGUCUGUGUUUACUGAUAAUGGCAAGAACGAGUUCCCCUUUGGUACAGAUUCGAAGUCGAAUGACGAUUGGGGUGAGUGGUAA
Molecule: messenger RNA, 1656 nt
Organism: Hyaloperonospora brassicae
Lineage: Eukaryota; Oomycota; Peronosporomycetes; Peronosporales; Peronosporaceae
Source: the annotation of a GenBank genome assembly